Messenger RNA from Rotaria sp. Silwood1, 1050 nucleotides. The record is from the annotation of a GenBank genome assembly. Lineage: Eukaryota; Metazoa; Rotifera; Eurotatoria; Philodinida; Philodinidae.
AUGUAUAGUGAGAUGGAUAUGAUGGGUGUUUAUUUUUUUACAAUUCUUAUAAUAUUGACUCCAACAAUAAAUUUCGUCGAUGGGUCACACUUUCGAGGUGGUAUAGUCAGUUGGCGAGCAUGGAACACAAAUCCAUCGGGUACGACGGCUUCAAUUUUAAUUCAUCAACGAUUUUCAUGGCGUCGUAAUUAUUGGGGGGCAGCAAACAAUUGUACGGACCUGACGAUAGCCCAACAAGGACUAGUCGGUUCAGGCACGGGCUCGUCAACAUGUGUUGGCGGUGGUAAUUGUGCAUCGCUCUCUCCGAUCAACGCCGAUGUAAAAUGUACCGACUACAGUUCCGCAGCUAAUUGGGCAUCAGGCGAACGAUACGACAACCGAACUCUUUUCCUUAACCGUUCAUAUACUGUCACAUUCAAGAGCAAUGCAUGGAUGCAGCUAGCAAUUGGAGGAAAUGGCGAUUGUUCAAAAUCGAAUGAAGAUUAUUAUACUAUUCUUGGAGUUAAUCGAGCAGCAACAGAUGAAGAAAUAAAACGUGCAUAUAGAAGAUUAGCUUUGCAACUUCAUCCUGAUAAAAAUCCUGAUCCUGAUGCAACUGCUCGAUUUCAAUCUGUUAAUAAAGCUUAUAAAGUACUUGGAGAUCCAAAACUUCGAUCAACUUAUGAUUUUUUAGGAGCACACGCUGCUGAUAUGAUGGAUCAAUAUGAAGGUAAAAUAAAUAAAAUAUUAAUAAUAUAUUUAAAUAGAUUUUUAGAAUAUCCUCAAACAAUGAAUACAAUGUCAACAUGUAAAAAAAUUCUAUAUGGUUUAAUAUGUUGUCUUACUGGUUGUUGUUUCUGUGGAUGUUGUUUUUGUUUCUGUGGUUGUUGUUGUUGUUGCAAUUUUUGUUGCAAUGGAUGUUGUGGAAAAUAUAAAAAUUCUACUGUAUCAACUUCAACGGAUGAUACACAACCAGAGAAUAAUUCAAAUGAUCCAUCAAAUAAUUCUCAAAGAACUGAUUCUGUUCGUCAACAACCAACUGACAAUCUUACAGAUUCAGAAAAAUUUUAG